GGCGGUACUCUGGUUUCUGGUAUACAAAAUAUAUAUACCGGUGAGUGGGUUUCUCACUGCUUACGGCUUCAGAAGAAGAGGAGAAAUGGCUUCUGAGGAUACCAAAGAUCAACGGCUUACAAGAAUUGCUUCUGCAAUUCGGGUCAUCCCAAACUUCCCUAAGCCAGGGAUCAUAUUUCAGGAUAUAACGACUCUGCUUCUUGACCCAGAGGCAUUUAAGGACACCAUUGAUUUGUUCGUGGAGAGAUACCGUGGCAAGGAUAUCUCCGUUGUUGCAGGAAUUGAAGCAAGAGGUUUUAUAUUCGGGCCUCCUAUUGCCUUGGCUAUUGGAGCAAAAUUUGUCCCUAUGAGAAAGCCCCAUAAAUUGCCUGGGGAGGUUAUUUCAGAAGAGUACUCGUUGGAGUAUGGAACAGACAAAAUGGAAAUGCAUGUAGGAGCCGUACAGGCAGGGGAACGUGCCCUUGUUAUUGAUGAUCUCAUUGCAACUGGGGGUACCCUGUGUGCAGCAAUAAGGCUAUUGGAACGUGUUGGAGUAGAGUUGGUUGAGUGUGCAUGUGUCAUUGAAUUGCCGGAACUAAAGGGUCGGGACCGAUUAGGAGACAAACCAUUAUUUGUCCUUGUAAAAGCAGAUUAAUGUAUGUUUUGUAGCUGAAUUUUGAUGUUGUUGACUCAUAUUAGUGAUCAUUGCUGGAGUUUUAACUGCUGUACCACUUUUCGUUGAGAUAUUUGUUGAGAAAAUGCUUGGUAAUGCUUCUAUGGAACAUGAAAACUGAUGGUUCAUAUUCAAGCAAUAUAUUUUUCUUGUAUGACAAUAAUAAUUUGGACUUCGAG
Molecule: messenger RNA, 831 nt
Organism: Telopea speciosissima
Lineage: Eukaryota; Viridiplantae; Streptophyta; Magnoliopsida; Proteales; Proteaceae
Product: adenine phosphoribosyltransferase 1-like
Exons: 6
Coding region: 86-634 (182 amino acids)
Biological process (GO): adenine salvage
Cellular component (GO): cytoplasm; cytosol
Molecular function (GO): adenine phosphoribosyltransferase activity
Source: RefSeq, a predicted model, not a curated record